Psammomys obesus (fat sand rat) is the source of this 6691-nucleotide messenger RNA. RefSeq names its product kirre like nephrin family adhesion molecule 1 (gene Kirrel1). Gene Ontology annotation, cellular component: cell-cell junction. Gene Ontology annotation, biological process: cell-cell adhesion. Gene Ontology annotation, molecular function: cell adhesion molecule binding. Bases 171 to 2540 code for a protein of 789 amino acids. The transcript is spliced from 16 exons. Lineage: Eukaryota; Metazoa; Chordata; Mammalia; Rodentia; Muridae. The record is from RefSeq and is a predicted model, not a curated record.
GCGAGCCCGCGGCCGGGGAGGCGAGCGGGCGGGAGCCGCUGUGCGGAGGCGGGAGCGAGAGGCCGAGCGGCGGCGGCCGGCUCGGGCCCAGCGCGGGCGGACGGCAUGCUGAGCCUCCUCUUCUGGGCGCUCACUCUCCCCGGCACUUUCUCUCGAGCAGGGCUUUAGGAAUGCCUCUGGAGAGCAAUAGCACGCACCCAGUGACCUGCCAAUCAAGCCUGCUCCCGGACAAGCCCUGGUUUCUGAGCCAGAAGAUGUGGGCUCCACACUUAGUCCUUGCUUAUCUUAUCUUUGUGACUUUGGCUUUGGCCCUGCCUGGGACCCAGACCCGCUUCAGCCAGGAGCCAUCGGAUCAGACGGUGGUGGCUGGGCAGCGGGCUGUCCUCCACUGUGAGCUCCUCAACUACUCGGGGAUUGUACAAUGGACCAAGGACGGGCUGGCUCUGGGCAUGGGCCAGGGCCUGAAAGCCUGGCCACGGUACCGGGUCGUGGGCUCUGCGGAUGCCGGGCAGUACAACCUGGAAAUCACAGAUGCCGAGCUCUCUGAUGACGCCUCCUACGAGUGCCAGGCCACCGAGGCUGCCCUGCGCUCCCGGAGGGCCAAACUCACCGUGCUCAUUCCUCCAGAGGACACAAGGAUUGACGGGGCCCCCGUGAUUCUGCUGCAGGCAGGCACCCCCCACAACCUCACGUGCCGAGCCUUUAACGCCAAGCCUGCUGCCACCAUCGUUUGGUUCCGGGAUGGGAGCCAGCAGGAGGGGGCCGUGGCCAGCACAGAACUGCUGAAGGACGGUAAGCGGGAGACUACGAUUAGCCAGCUGCUCAUUCACCCCACGGACCUAGACAUCGGGCGGGUGUUCACCUGCCGCAGCACGAACGAGGCCGUCCCCAAUGGCAAGGAGACGUCCAUCGAGCUGGAUGUGCACCACCCCCCUACAGUGACUCUGUCCAUUGACCCCCAGACGGUGCAGGAGGGCGAGCGCGUUGUCUUCACGUGCCAGGCUACAGCCAACCCGGAGAUCCUGGGCUACAGGUGGGCCAAAGGGGGGUUCUUGAUUGAGGACGCCCACGAGAGUCGCUACGAGACGAAUGUUGACUACUCCUUCUUCACGGAGCCGGUGUCUUGUGAGGUUCACAACAGAGUGGGGAGCACCAACGUCAGCACUCUGGUGAACGUUCACUUUGCCCCCCGGAUUGUAGUGGACCCGAAGCCUACAACCACAGACAUUGGAUCCGAUGUGACCCUCACCUGUGUCUGGGUCGGGAACCCCCCCCUCACCCUCACCUGGACCAAGAAGGACUCAAACAUGGUCCUGAGUAACAGCAAUCAGCUGUUGCUGAAGUCAGUGACCCAGGCAGAUGCUGGCACCUACACCUGCCGGGCCAUCGUGCCUCGGAUCGGAGUGGCUGAGCGCGAGGUUCCGCUUUAUGUGAAUGGACCCCCGAUCAUCUCCAGCGAGGCGGUGCAGUUUGCCGUGAGAGGGGAUGGCGGCAAGGUGGAGUGCUUCAUCGGCAGUACCCCGCCUCCAGACCGGAUCGCGUGGGCAUGGAAGGAGAACUUCCUGGAGGUGGGGACCCUGGAGAGAUACACGGUGGAGAGGACUAAUUCGGGCAGCGGCGUGCUGUCCACUCUGACCAUCAGCAACGUCAUGGAGGCCGACUUCCAGACGCACUACAACUGCACCGCCUGGAACAGCUUCGGGCCAGGCACGGCCAUCAUCCAGCUGGAGGAGAGAGAGGUGGUACCCGUGGGCAUCAUUGCUGGGGCCACCAUCGGCGCUGGCAUCCUGGUCAUCUUCUUCUUUGUCACCUUAGUGUUCUUCCUCUACCGACGUCGCAAAGGCAGUCGAAAGGACGUGACCUUGAGGAAGCUGGACAUCAAGGUGGAGACGGUGAACCGGGAGCCGCUCACGAUGCACUCUGACCGAGAGGACGACGCCGCCAGCAUCUCCACGGCCACUCGGGUCAUGAAGACCAUCUACUCGUCCUUUAAGGAUGACUCGGAUCUGAAGCAGGACCUGCGCUGUGACACCAUCGACACCCGGGAAGAGUAUGAGAUGAAGGAUCCCACCAAUGGCUACUACAAUGUGCGCGCUCACGAAGACCGCCCGUCCUCCAGGGCGGUGCUCUAUGCGGACUACCGAGCCCCCGGCCCCACCCGUUUUGACGGCCGCCCAUCAUCCCGUCUCUCCCAUUCCAGUGGCUAUGCCCAGCUCAACACGUACAGCCGGGCCCCUGCCUCUGACUAUGGCACAGAGCCCACACCCUCUGGCCCCUCUGCUCCAGGUGGCACCGAUACAACCAGCCAGCUGUCCUACGAGAACUACGAGAAGUUUAACUCCCAUCCCUUUCCCGGGGCAGCUGGGUAUCCGACCUACCGCCUAGGCUACCCCCAGGCCCCGCCCUCUGGCCUGGAGAGGACCCCCUACGAAGCCUACGACCCCAUCGGCAAGUACGCCACGGCCACGCGGUUCUCCUACACCUCCCAGCACUCGGACUUCGGCCAGCGCUUCCAGCAACGCAUGCAGACUCACGUGUAGGCGCUGGGCCCGGGGUCUCCGCCGGCCAGCGGAGAAGGCCUGCCACUGCUCCCUGACAUUCAGGGACAUCGCUCACUGCGCCUUUCUUGGACCCAGCCUUCCUUCUCCUGCCGUCACAAAUAAGGAGCGGGUCUCCCAGGAACACCCCAUCCCAAGGAUGGCGCUCCGUGCACGCCCCAUCCCCGGGCCUGCCCUUUCCUCCCUCAGGAGGAUGUCUUUUCUGACCUUUGUUCUUACCUGACCCAAGGGGACAGGGAGGUGGAGGUUGGGGUGAGGGGAGGGUGGGAGAGAAGAGGAGAAGGGCAUAUUUUAUUGGUUCCUUUCUGUCCUGCUCCUCUGGUCUCCCAUAGUGGGUUGGAGAUACGCUGAGAUGGGCAGGCUUUGGCCUAGGUGGCUGCAGUCCAAGCAGCUGGAAUUCGGGACAGCCCACCAGUCCCCGGCUUGAGUUCUUUAUACCUGUGUUCAUCUUCCCAUCUCAGGAGAUUACAGGUGGGACAGUGAGUUCAAAUCCAGCCCUUGGUCAGUUGGGGUCAAAAAUGCCAGUCACCCUGGCUGCUACUACGGCUUUCUGUGAUGAGGGCUCCAGAAUUCCCGGUAGCACUGCUUUUCUUCUCAGCUUUGUGCUGGACCAGCUGUGUCCUGGGUGAGAGUGAAGAAUGGUUGGCCAUGCUGUGUACUGCAUGGCAGUUCCCAGACCCAACACUAGUGGGAGCCACACAAGCGUCCUUCUGUGUGUUCUCUGCCCCACUUGGGUGGCAUUAACCCUUGAGGCUGGGUGGGGUAGAGACUGCUCUUCAUGGGGCUAUUUUUCACAGGCAAUAAAAACCUCAGAAAGAAAAGCUGUAGGGGCAUCCCCCACUAUAUACAAGUCCCUGUGGAGAGGAAAGGGGCCCUGUCCUCCAGGCUCUUAACACCUUGCAUUAUUACCCCGAGUCUCCAAGCACUUUCAAUCUAUUAUGUACACCCAAAUGGUGAGACCUGCCCUGCACGCUGGUGGAUUCCCACAGCGUUAGGCAGUGUCCGUGCCUCCAGUUCUAGCCCACCCCAUCUAACUCCUCACCCUAGCUGGAGACUGCCUGGAGUUGGCCAGUAGAUGCUAUAUCCAGACACAUUUCAGCCACCCUGUACCCAUCAGUCAGAUCCCUUCUUCUGUGUUCAGUGCCUUGAGUGUCAGGUUUGUGGUGCUCCCUGUGUGGGGAGCAGGGAAGGUGUGGGCUUCAGAUUGUGCCGUUAGCACCCCGGGAGAGGCAGAUGAGGGGACGGGAAGUGACCUGGAUGGAGACCUGAGUGCAGAACACGGUAGGCAUUGCAUUCCAUAGACCGCGUUACCUCCCACCCACAAGCACACACGGCCACACACAUUCCACACCCCUCCCCGCUUCCACCGCUGACCAAAGAGAAUCUGUAACCUGUGUUUCAGCCUCGCCUUCCCAAGAGACCGGCAGGGGUCUACUGUCCACCCCCACGGGGGCCUGCGUGAUGGGAGGCAAUAUUCCAGAGUACUCCUUGCCUUUUCUCAUUGGUCACCAUUCAUUAGUCGUGUUUACUUUAAUGAGUUACAUGUUCAUCAGCCACGGUCCAUCACUGAUCCAGAUGGGCCUGUGGAGUGACAUUCCCAGCUAGCUCCCUCUGAGGAGGACCAGGGAGGACCCGGGGAUCAGGGAGUUCCAUCUCCAGCCUGGCAGGCAACUCCUGCUUCUCGCUGUAUCCGCACAGAGCGGGUGCUUUGUGCGGCACAGCCAGGCGCGUGGCCAUGCCCCAGCUCAGAGGACUCCCCAUGCAGAGCCCCUUCACGGAGCUCAGUGGGGCAGAGUGCUCACACUGCAGCUUCUUGUGGUGAUGAACACAUGCAGGUUUUCAGUGACCCCUGAGACCAUGGUGACCCAAACACUUCUGGAGUCUAAACAGAGUUGUGUCGUUCUAAACAGCAGUGUGCUCUAAAAUAGUCACUUUGGGGUUUGGCUUGAUUCGUUUAUUUCUCUCUGAUUGAAGUAGUAGGUCCUGCCUAUGGAAACAAGAGCAUCACUAAGGUCAAGCCCUGCAGGAGAAUUGUGGGUAGCAAGCGCCAUGCGAGGCACAGUGAGUGAGAAUCAGAGCUGGCCCCAGCUGAAAGAUCAGUGGAAUUCCUUAUGGGGGAGCUGGAGGCCCCUUUGCUCCCCCAUUAGAAGCUAAAGUCUUCCAGCAUGUUGCUACUUGGUGGUCCUAAGCGCCCCGAGUGUUGCUGCUUUAGUUGAAGGAACCAGGAACCGGGAGUCAAGAGACCCAGGGUUCCACCCUGCAGCUUUCACUCUGAGUUACCGAGAUCUGACCUCUUGGUUUUCAUUGUCUCCAUCUUUUGGUCUGUGCCUAGAACUAUUCUGUAUGACCUGUGUUUGGCUGGGGAGGCCCAUUUGGGGAUUGCCUGUUCCUCGUAAGACCUCAGGAGCAAUCAGCAAUGGAAGUGAGGCCUGGCCUGCUAGAAGGAGCUUCUUAACCACACAGUCCUUGAUGCCCGCCGCCCUGACAUGAGUGAAACAAAGCUAUCAGCGUUGCUCUCCUCUUAGCGUCAGCAGUUGCUGUGGUCAUGGGAGGGUGCGUUUCCUGUGGACAGACCGCAGCACAUACGGGGAGAUAGGAAGGCUGCCUUCCACUUAGUCUUCAGGAACAGGCUUCUGUCCCAGUGACAACUCCCUGUUUGCCAGGCAGGGUGAAGCCUGUGACCCCAGCGGUCUUAGACCAGAAACCAGGAGUAGGGGCAGCUGAGCCUCUUCUGUCGGUUGAAAGGGAAGCUGGUAGAGGGAGGAAGAGGUUGGUGGUUUUGACAUAAACUCUGCAUAUGGGAGAAGCUCUUGUAGCCCUGGAUAAGCCCAACCCUUUGUAGAGAGCCCAGCCUGCUUGCAGGUCCUGCUUCCCCAAACCAACCACAGAAUGUGCAUGAAGCAAACACCUUAGGGGGAAAGGAAAGGAACCAGGGAUGGGUGCGAUGUUCAGCUCUCCCAGAUGUCUGGGUUAAGAUGGAAGAGAUGAACUCAGCCAGCAUGAUUCUGGGUGACACAGGGCACGCUGGCACACCCCUCCUAUUGACAUGUGGAGCUCCUGGGCCCCUAAGGUGGAAUUGCAGGGCCCCUCUACAACUGGCCCAUUAUAUGGCAAUGUUUAGGCCAUCGGGAUUUACAGAAACUCAGUUAAAGCCAAAGACCUUGUUUGGAUACAUAAUGUCUACUGAUGUGAUCACCUGCUCAUCUUGCUGGGAGCACUUCUGUCCCUGUGGGUGAAUUACAUGAGUUCCCAAAGCCACUGCAGGCUCGAAACACCUGGUCUCCCUGCUCUGCCAUUUCUGUGGACUCAGAGCCCAGGCAUGCUCUACACCUAUAGAGCCUAGUGUCACAGGACAGCCCAGCUGACCUGUGAAAGAACUAUAAAACUGUCACCUAAACAUAGCAUUCCCUUCUCCCUGUGGCUCUCCCCUGAAGACAGUGUGUUUUGGCUAACUGUCCACAGCUUGCCGCUGACACCAGUGGGCCAGCCGAUAGGACUAAAGAGCGUGGUUUGGCAGGGUGUGGAUUAGAGAGGGUACAGCAUUUCAUUUCCCUAUAGUGCUGGGAGGGAGCCCCUUUCCCAGAGGAAGAUAACUUGCCCAAAACACAGGUCAUACUAGGAAGCCCUGGUCAAGCUCGCUCUUAACUCUGCUGACAGCUUUGCGUGCACAGAGCUGCCCUUCCCAGUCCAUCCACUGCCCUGACGACUGGCCUUUGGGAAGCAGUAGCCAGGUUUUUCUGUUGGUUUCAGGAGCUGUCCAUCGCCCUGAGAACAGGACUUGGGAGGGAAGCAUUCAGUUUGUGGAUGCAAUCAAAUCCAUAGGCUCCUUAGCAAAGUGACCCACAAGGCCAAGCUGCCUCCUCUUAGCAGGGCACCCAGGUCCAGCUGUCCACCCCAGUCAUUCCUGGGAUCACCAGCUGCAUUUCUGAUGCCGGUUGAAUUUUCUCUACCAAAAUCCUCAUAAGUGGAUCCAUGGUGACAACUAAGAGAAGAAAAAAAAAAGUAUUUUUGUUAGGACAAACCAUCAUAGAUUUUUUAGCAAUGUGUAUCUGUGUGUCCUUUACACCUUUUCCUAUUCUGACAUUUUUUCCUUUUUUUUUAAGAAAAAUAUUGUGUACUAUAUUUUUAGCCUC